Messenger RNA from Girardinichthys multiradiatus, 2329 nucleotides. RefSeq names its product telomeric repeat binding factor a (gene terf2). Lineage: Eukaryota; Metazoa; Chordata; Actinopteri; Cyprinodontiformes; Goodeidae. Gene Ontology annotation, molecular function: protein homodimerization activity; double-stranded telomeric DNA binding; G-rich strand telomeric DNA binding. Gene Ontology annotation, cellular component: chromosome, telomeric region; nucleus; shelterin complex. The record is from RefSeq and is a predicted model, not a curated record. Bases 16 to 2028 code for a protein of 670 amino acids. The transcript has 13 exons. Gene Ontology annotation, biological process: negative regulation of telomere maintenance via recombination; telomeric loop formation; telomeric D-loop disassembly.
UUCGCAGCAGUUCAUAUGCCGCUCCGGGGCGGCGGUAAAGCGCCUGAAAGAACGUUACCACCACCAUUCAAGCGAAAAGAAGAAGAGAGGCGAAGCGCGAACAUGGCAGCAGAGGAAAGUGUAAACGUCGACCUGGUCAAUGUCGAGAAGGUUGUUAACCGCUGGAUAGUGGACUACUACUUUUCUCUGGCGGUGGAGUUCUUCAAAACUCAUCAAUAUGCGGACUUCUGUGUUUCUAGGGCCAUACUGGACGAAAUCAUUAAACGUCCAAUAGAACCCAUUGAUGAUAUGGCCAUUAAGGUCAGGGUGUUGCAGUUCCUUUCACGCAUAAAUGAAGGCGAAAAACUAAAUGUGGAGUUUGGUCCCGAACAUUCAAAAACUCCUCUGGAAUCAGCCCUACAUUUGCUGGAAAGCAUGAGGACAGAUUUCCAAAUUCCCCAAAAGGAUUUUGACUAUGCAUCCACAUUACUGAAAGAGAUGAUCCUGGGAAUUUUCAUAAAGAAUGGAAAAUUUAAUAAAGCAAAUAAUGCACUCAUUCUGUACUUUCCCAAACCAGGGAAUUGCAAGAGGGCCAUAUUCAUGCAUCUCAUCGAUCAGGGGAGCAACACGCACGAGCUCAUCAACCAAAUCAACUUUCCACAGUUUAAGAAGAAGAUGCUGGAUUUUUGCCAGAAGCUCUGCCUCUUUACUGUCCCAUUUCUUCAAAAGGCAGCAAAAACCCUUCUUGAGCAAAGAAUUGAGGAGCAACAAGAUGGAGCAGGUAGGAUUGAUGAGCAAGAUGAACCCGGUCCGUCCUCCAGCCUACAAAUAAACACCGUCCAGUUCAGAUCAGAAAUGUACCCUUUUAUCCAGAAGAUCAGACUUUCGGUAACCUACGAAGCCCUGGCUGAGGGUUUGGAAGAAAAAACAUUUUCUGCAGUGGAGGAAGAGGUGGAGGUAGAAGCCCAGGAAAAUGAGUGCAUUUGCAUGCAGCACUCAGUUGAUCCCAUCAGAGGCACUAAUCAGAGGUCAAAACAAGAAGCACUGUUUCAGAGAGACUCAUGCAGCCCUAUGGAAGCUUCCCCAGCAGACCAGCCACCACAGACAGACGCAGAACCUCGAGCACAGUCGGGGUCGUGCUCAAAGACACUCUACACUGUGGCCCGGUUGGUGGUGGAACCAGACAGCCAGCCGUGCUCCCAGUGCACAACAGCUGCAGAGGAGAUGGAAACUGAGAGAAGAACAGAAAAGCCUCCACGGACGCCAUCUCCAUCAUCAUCUAAAGAGGAAAACAGCCUGCAGUGCCCAGUUACAGACAAAGAAGUUGUGAUACCCACAAGAAAGCUCCCCAGGCGAUGCAACAGAACAGUGAGCAGAGCUUCAACUAGUUUUGCUGAAUUCUCUUCAGACAGUGAGGAGGAAUCCCUUCACACUACUACAAAUAAGGAACUGGACAAAAAGCUCCAUGACCAGUCAAAGAAAUCAUUGAGCAAAAACUCCAACAAAUCCAGAGCGUCAUCAGAAAGCGAGGAGGAGCAACAGGAGCACUUGAACCUCUUCAAAACUCCAGUGAAGAGACCUCACAAACAGCCAUCCAGGGGUUCUCCAAAAUGUGGCCCAAGCAGUGUAGAAGAUAUUUGUUUAACAGACUCUUCGUUGGACUGCUCCCCUGAUGCGUCCUCUCAUCACCCUAUCCCUCAGAAGAGCUCUACUCCUCACAAAACUGCUCAAAGCAAGGCUGGCCCCAAUAAAGAAGUGAAAGAAAGAGCCAAACAUGCAACGGAGGUGAAGGAAACAUGGAUUGAUGAAGACUCUUUUUUCCCCUCCGUAAGGAACAGAGUUAGAGGAUCAAAUGAAAGAACAAUCUCAAACUCAGGAGCAACAAAGAGGAAGUGGACUGAGAGUGAGACGGAGAAGUUAAAAGAAGGGGUCAAGAUGUUCGGAGAGGGAAACUGGAGCAAGAUAAAGGCUUAUUUCUGCUUUAAAGAUCGAACCAAUGUGAACCUGAAGGACCGAUGGAGGACGAUGAAAAAACAAAACUUGGUUUAAGUUUAUUUUGUUUAGCUAAUUUUCAAAAUGGACACUUGUUCUUUACUUAAUUCAAAGCUAUUUUCAGUUUAGAAAACUGUUAAAAACUGUUCAUUAAAUCAGAAAUGGCUGGUUCAAAGAUGAGUUUUCUCUCUAGCAACAAGAAAGUUGUAGCAGGAAUUGAUUUAUUUCUUGUUGACUUGUGGGUCAUCCAUGCUCAACCAGAACUGUUUUUAAGGACUGUUGGAAAAGACCUGCACACAGCACAGCCUUGUGUUUAAAUACAUUUUGGUUUCCACAUAAAAGCAGCAAUUGCAUAAAA